GCAGUGUCGCUCCGUCCCGCGCGCAGACCGGUCCGCAAUGCCGCUCUGACACCUCGCGCCAGCUGUCAAACUCGCCGUCAACAACUGUCAAACUUGAACGAACUGUCAAAGUGCUAAAACAUGUGGCUCGUGUGGAGUUGUCUUUUCGCCAGCGCGCUGCUGGUUCCAGCGCGGGCACAGGAUGCAGACGAAAACAGCGAAUUCUCGCCGGUCGUGAACGCGACGUGCAAGACCGGCAUCAUGUCUAUCAGGAUUACGUUCAACCAGCCUUUCAAUGGUGUCGUGCAUUCCAAAGAAUUUAGAUCACCGGCAUGUAAAAUGCAAGGCAACGGAACGAAUACUGUAACGCUUGAUAUCAACAUGAUGGCUCCGAAAGGCUCACCGGACUACUGCGGAGUUUUAUGGAAUAAUCGAACUGAAGAAAGAUCAUUGCCUCUAGCUGUGCGUGUGCAUAGGACAUUAGAGUUAGCUGAUGAUAAAAUGUUCUUCAUCACUUGUGGAAAAGCUGGUUUCAGGAAUUCAAGAAACGAGACUUCCCUUGUAUCGCUUCGUAUGCUCAAUCAAGAUGGGCGCAAAGUGACGAACGUAGCUUUUACCUUACCGUACACACUUCGAGCUGAAUUAAGUAAAUCUGACGGAACGCACGGGAUCAGAAUGAAGAAUUGCUUCGCAUUCAACAUGCGUAAUAAUACAGUGGAUCUCCUAGACAGCAGGGGAUGUCCACUGAAGCAGGAAUCGGUGGUGGUGAAGUCGCAAAACGGCGCGACGGAGCUGGCGAUAGCGUCCAUGUUCCGUUUCCCGGACUCCUCGCAAGUCAACUUUCAGUGCGAUAUUGCUAUUUGCAAAGGUAGCUGCGCACCAGUAGACUGCUCGGCCGACGCGCGUGGCGAGCCGAACGACGAGGAGGCCCUCGUCACUUCCUCCACGGGAAUAUUCGUCUUUGACCCGAAUGAUAAUGCAGUUCUAAAGUGCGCGGAGACGGGCAUCAGGCCGCUGUGGCUGCUGUACCUGGCCAUCGCGCUGGGCGUCAUGUUCCUGGUGAUGCUGCUCAUCAACUGCUUCCUCUGCACCGCCAUGACCUGCUCCUGCGCCCGGACUGACGUUAUCGAGAAAGACCCAUCAGUUGUGGAAGACUACGACCCUUACCGUAGCUGGCACGGCAGUCAGUACGGAAGCAGGUACCCAUCUUCAACCAUUCAUUCAGCGAGAUCGGUUUCCGACAAUAGUGACCAUUACGCGAUAGUGCAGUCUCGGCCAGGCAGCCGCCACUCGGGCAUGCACCGCGCCAGGCACUAAGCUAAACGAACUACCACAACUAAUAGAACUAGAAAAAAAGAAAAAGGAUAAAUACAAAACCAAUAAUCUGGGGUUUCGCCACCUUUUUGGAUGGGAAACUACUCGAUCUUAUUUUUAAUUCCCUGCAACAUUCAGCAAAUAUUUUAAAAACAAAAGAUGUCACUCUGAUAUUGCUCUAAUGUGUGCAGAAAUUACAAGAAUAAGUAGGUAAUAGUGUUUUGAUAGUAAUAACUUUACAAUAUACACUAUAUUCCUUAAUGUUACCUGUAAAAUAUCUCGUUACAAUUUUGAAAUGAAUUUAACUUGUGCCAUCCAUGUGUGUACCUUGUGAGACCGUAGAGUCUUAUGCCUAUGAACGUUUGAAAGAAAUUCAAACGAAAUCUGAACGAUGCAACGAAUCCGUCCCUUUUAAUAGUAAAUGUAAGUACUUAUAAAUAAAAUGUGAUAGUCGGCUUGAAAAUUAUCAUCCUCUUAUAUUAAUUUGAAAACGUUGACCUCGGAAAGGGGGUAGAUUAUCUUUUUUAUCGUAGAAAAAAGCCGGCUAACCACCUAAAUAGCGUAGUAAAAUUUCAAAUAAUAAAUUGAUAAGAGUAACAUAGAAAUGCAGUCGAUUAUGACUUAAUUUAUGUUUGUAAUAAUAAAAUAAUAAAAACUGAUUACGAGUAAUACAAUCGUGUUGCUGAAUACGUAUUUCCGUAGAGAUGUUUACUGGCAUCGUUAAUUUAGUUAAUUUGUUUUUUCUUCCUUUUAUUAACGGCCAGUUUAAAUUUUAUCAACUGUAGAGUGAGAAGAAAACAUUUUUUGUCGAAUUUCAAACUGCGAGUAUAGUAUAGAGAAAAAAACAUAAAUAGGUACGUUGAUAUAGAAAUUCAACCAAAAUAAUAUGUUUUUAGUUAGUUUUCCCUAUCUUUCUUUUUCAAAGUAUCUAUAGGUUCCAUACGUUUAUAAUUUAAAUUAAGAGUAUCACUUUGAUCACCAACGCGAAAAUUCGCCUACUUAAAUAAAAAGGUUUAACUAACAUAUUGAAUAAAUAAAAGGUUCUGUUUUGAAUUGUCUCAACCACCCUUAACAUUCAGCCGAAUUAUUGCUUGGUGAUCGAAAAUGUUAAAACCCUACAAUUAAGUAUCCUAAUUACUACUUAGUAGUUACUAUUAUAAAAUGUACCACAUCAUCUUAACUGUGAAUAAUAUGUAAUUAUAAUGUUACUUUGGAGUGACGUUUAGUUAAGAACGUGUGUUGAUUUGUAAAAAUAAUUAAUAAGUGAGUGAGUGUUUAGUAAUGUAUUAUAAUAGUAGUAGCUAUUGACCGUUAACUGGUUUCUAUAAAAGUAUUUUGAUUAUUUUGAAAAUGUAUGCAAAAGAAUCUCUUGUUGACCAAAUCGUAUUAAGUCUUAGACAUGAAACGAAACUGAAUUGAACUAUUUAUUAGUAAGAUCAAGCCUCUCACAUGCAAGUUGUGAUUAUGAAAUUAAUAAAUAUUUUACUAAAACAUUA
Ostrinia nubilalis (European corn borer) is the source of this 2789-nucleotide messenger RNA. RefSeq lists its product as uncharacterized. The record is from RefSeq and is a predicted model, not a curated record. Lineage: Eukaryota; Metazoa; Arthropoda; Insecta; Lepidoptera; Crambidae. The transcript is spliced from 11 exons. The coding region runs from base 121 to 1296 and encodes 391 amino acids.